CGGGAAACAUGUUGAAAUUUGUAUGGGCCACACAAGUAGCUUAGGUCGUUGCGCUGGCUGGCAGUGGCAAUAAUGUUGCGGCUACUUCAUUACAUCGAGAAUGUGUUCAACUUGGCAGCAUCAAUUGCAGUCGGAAUCGUCAUUUCCGCAUUCGAGUCGGCAUGUCAAGGACGGAAGCAGAACGACUCGCGCGCCGCAAGCGGUACCUGGCCAACCGCCUCGAAGUGCUCGCGCAGCAGAAGGAGUAUCGCCAGAACAACAAGGGCCGGAUCGCAGUGCGCGCGAAGAGAUGGUAUGUCCAGAACAAGGAGCGUAUGGCCGAGUACAAGAAGGAGUACCAGCAGCAGAACAAGGACCGCAUAGCUGCUCGCAAGAAGGCGUACACGGAGCGAAACAAGGAGCGCAUCGCCGCCGCCAAGAGCGCCUACUACCACGCGACAAAGACCAAGGCGAAGUUGGUGUCAUCGUCGACACCACCAUCGUCCAAGAAGGCCGCGCCGACACCCACGACGCCGCCACCGCCGACCACGCGACGGAUCAAGCUGGAUGCAAGCGUCGCCACCGGCGUUGCGCUGCUCACAUGCAUUCGGGACAUCUUCGCGCACAAGGAAGCGCGGCCGUAGCUGCAAUGCGUUGGGGUUGUGUUCGAUUGCAGUUGCUAAUUAUGUUAUUAUGUAUUGUAUGUUGAAG
Aphanomyces astaci is the source of this 690-nucleotide messenger RNA. RefSeq lists its product as hypothetical. The transcript has a single exon. The record is from RefSeq and is a predicted model, not a curated record. Lineage: Eukaryota; Oomycota; Saprolegniomycetes; Saprolegniales; Verrucalvaceae. Bases 101 to 688 code for a protein of 195 amino acids.